GUUAUGACCGCGCCAUUGGAUGUCAAGUACGAUGUUAUUGUCAUCGGUGCCGGAGUUGUAGGACCGGCCAUCGCCACAGCCUUAGCUAGACAGGGCAGAAAGGUAUUGAUUGUAGAGAGAGACUGGGCCAAGCCCGACAGAAUUGUCGGGGAGUUGAUGCAGCCGGCCGGGGUCAAGGCUCUCAGAGAGUUGGGGAUGAUUCUGGCCAUCAACAACAUCGAGGCUUUCGACUGUAGAGGUUACUACAUCAAAUACUUCAACAAGAACAUCCAGAUCCCAUACCCAUUAAAGGAAGAUACAGCUAGAACGAACCCUGUGAAACCGGUGGCUGAUUGUGUCAGAGAUGGCAACGACAAGUUACAGGAAGACUCGACUUUGAGUCCUUCCGAAUGGGACGAAGACGAACGUGUCAGAGGAGUUGCUUUCCACCAUGGAGACUUCUUACAGAACUUGAGACAGAUUGUGAAAGACGAGCCCAACGUAGAAUGGGUCGAGGGAAAUGUCGUCAAGAUCUUGAGAGACAAUUUCGACUCCACUAUUGUGACUGGAGUUAGGGUUAAGGAACUGGUUGGCUCAAAGGACUACCAUGCCAAGUUGACCAUCUGCUGUGACGGUAUCUAUUCCAAGUUCAGAAAGGAGUUGUCCAGCAACAAUGUACCAACCAUAGGCUCGUACUUCAUAGGGUUAUACAUGACCGACUGUAAAUUGCCAGCCAAGCACCACGGCCACGUUAUCUUGGGGGACCAGGCCCCCGUGAUUGUGUACCAGAUCUCUCCUACCGAGACAAGAAUCUUGUGUGCCUAUAGAUCGUUGAAACCACCUUCGCGUGCCAACAACGAGUUGUACAACUAUUUGAAGAACGAGGUCUUGCCCGUGUUGCCCGAAGAAACCAAGCCGGCUUUCGAAAUCGCCUUGGAAGGAGGCAAGUACAGAGUCAUGCCUAACCAAUACUUGCCAGCCAGAAGACAGGGCAGCAGCCAGCACAAGGGAUUGGUAAUGUUGGGAGACUCCCUAAAUAUGAGACAUCCUCUCACCGGUGGUGGUAUGACGGUUGGUUUGAACGAUGCGGUGUUGUUGGCUAAGUUGUUGCAUCCUGCGUACAUUGCUGAUUUUGAGGAGUAUGACGAAGUGUCCCGGAUAUUGAAGCAGUUCCACAGAAAGAGAAAGAAUCUCGACGCCGUCAUCAAUACCUUGUCGGUUGCCUUGUACUCGUUGUUUGCAGCCGACAAAAAUUCGCUCAAGAUCUUGCAAAGAGGCUGUUUCCAGUACUUCUUGUUAGGAGGGUCCUGUGUAACCGGCCCCAUUGGGUUGUUGUCAGGAAUGUUGCCCUUCCCAAUGUUGUUGUUUAACCACUUCUUCAGCGUCGCUUUUUAUGCUAUCUACUGUAACUUCAAAGACAGAGGCUUGGCUGGAUUCCCUAUUGCUCUCUUGGAAGCCUUUGCUGUAUUCUUUACUGCUGUAAUCGUAUUUGCUCCCUACUUGUGGCUUGAGUUAGUAGCCUAGACUUCCAGAGAACAUCUGUCUGUGGUGAAGUGAAACGAAAACACAUAGAGAAAAGAGCUAUACUCAUAUAGACAUACAUGUAUAUUUAAUUAACGUUGAGCUCC
Messenger RNA from Scheffersomyces stipitis CBS 6054, 1607 nucleotides. RefSeq names its product squalene monooxygenase (gene ERG1). Gene Ontology annotation, cellular component: endoplasmic reticulum; membrane. Gene Ontology annotation, molecular function: flavin adenine dinucleotide binding; squalene monooxygenase activity. NCBI's taxonomy places the organism in Eukaryota, Fungi, Ascomycota, Pichiomycetes, Serinales, Debaryomycetaceae. Gene Ontology annotation, biological process: ergosterol biosynthetic process. The transcript has a single exon. The record is from RefSeq and is a predicted model, not a curated record. The coding region runs from base 4 to 1503 and encodes 499 amino acids.